AUGAAAAAUCGAGCUUAUCAUAAAGGUAUAAAUAGGUCACCUUACGAAGCACUUUUUGGUUGUAAAAUGAAAGUUGGUUUAGAUACAUCAUUUCUACCACCAUAUAUUUUAAAAGAUUUAGAUGAUGAAGAGAGCUUUCUUAAGUUGGUAGAUCACAAUUCCAUUGGCCCAACUAAUCAAGAUGAGGAAAAUAAUAUUACCAAAGACGAAGAUAAUAGCACGUCGAUCGACGAAGAUAAUAUCACGUCGAUCGACGAAGAUAUUUGUACAGUUGAUAAUAAUAUAAAUACGGGAAAUUCUAAGGACGACGAAAAUAUUGCUACCAAUAGUAGGUAG
Messenger RNA from Macrosiphum euphorbiae (potato aphid), 336 nucleotides. The record is from the annotation of a GenBank genome assembly. NCBI's taxonomy places the organism in Eukaryota, Metazoa, Arthropoda, Insecta, Hemiptera, Aphididae.